GAGCCGGCGCUCUCAGCUGGGCCCGCGCGCCGCGGCCCCGCCCCUGGCCCGGGCAGGGUGAGGAGGAACCGGAAUCGCCACGGCCCCAGCCCGGCCCAAGCCCGGCCGAGCCUGGCGGCGCUGGGACCGCGGCUGGGUUUCGGAGCAGCCCGGGGAAGAGGUCGGCCCCACAGCCGGGAGCGGGGCUGCCGCCGCCAGCAAAACUGGGAGGGCCGCUGGGCUUCGCGCCGGCCGCCUCCGGAGCUGGCGGGUCUGGGCGCAGCCCCGAGGCUGCGGGUGCCGGAACAGCCGAGGCAGCCGCCGGCGGCGGAGCCGGAGCGCGGAGGCUGCGUGACGGCAUUGAUGCGGCAGGAUGACAGUGAAACUGGGAGAGAGCAGCGGGGAGGAAGGGGUGAAAAAGCUGGGCAAGAGAGCAGGAGGAGAUGAGGAGUCCCUGGAAGAAGAAGGGGCAGGAGGAGGAGGAGAGGCAGCUCCAGGCAGCAGCAGCACAAAGAAAGAAGAGAAGAUCAUUAACAGCAACACUACCAGCAGCCCCCCACCGAACCCCAACUUGUCACCGGCCCCUGCCUCUCUUCAGCCCUCCCAGAGCCAGGACCAGCAUCAUUUUCUCAGGUCCAGUGUCAGACCGCAGAGCAAGAGACUGAAGAAGGAUUCCCAGGCAUCCUCCUCGGUUGGCAGCAGCACUGCCGGGAAGGGCAAAGCAGCAGAUAAUGGAGGGACUGCACCUGGUGGCACAUCAGGAAUUCCUCCCAGCAAUCCUGCUGGGAAUUCCAAGUCAGCGGCAAGGAAUCUGGGUUCCUCAUCAGGAGAGAAGGAAGAAGGGAAGAAGGUCCGACGGCAGUGGGAGUCAUGGAGCACGGAGGACAAGAAUACUUUCUUUGAGGGACUGUAUGAGUCAGAUAUUGUGGGGGGAAUGCAGAGGAAAUGUAAAGAAUGCUCAGGGAGAAAAUCAAUGAUUUCAGUCCAGCUACUUAACACAUUUCAUGGGAAGGAUUUUGAAGCUAUCCAGAACAACAUUGCCCUGAAAUACAAGAAGAAAGGCAAACCAGCAAGCAUGGUGAAGAACAAGGAGCAGGUCCGGCACUUCUACUACCGCACCUGGCACAAGAUUUCCAAGUACAUUGACUUUGACAAUGUGUUUUCUCAAGGGCUGAAAAAAUCUUCCCUGGAGCUGUAUGGCUUAAUCUGCUAUGGGGAACUAAGGAAAAAGAUCGGGGGAUGUAUGGAUGACAAGAAUGCAGCUAAACUCAAUGAGCUCAUUCAAGCUGGGGCUACAACUGUUCGUUACAAAGGCAGAAACCUGCGUAUCAAAGCUCCCAUGUGCAGGGCUUUGAAGAAGCUCUGUGAUCCAGAUGGUGUAAGUGAUGAAGAGGACCAAAAGCCAGUACGACUUCCCCUCAAGGUCCCUGUGGAGUUGCAGCCACGGAAUAACCACGCAUGGGCUCGAGUACAGAGUCUUGCCCAGAACCCACGGCUUAGGAUGAUCGUGGAGUUACAUCGGAAGGUCUCCAGCCUCCUUGAAUUCCUGAAGCAGAAGUGGGCUCUACAUGAAGUGCGGGUUCGUAAAACACUUGAAGAACAGCAACUUCAAGACUCCAGAGACGCAGAAACAAGAGGCAGCUUCUCAGAGGAGAAAGUGAUGCUCCAUCUCUUUCCAGGGGAGAACUGUACCCUCACUCCACUGCCUGGAGUAGCCAGAGUGGUCCACUCCAAGGCCUUCUGUACUGUGCAUUGGCAGGAAACGGGCAAAUGCAAACAGAACACAAAAGACUCUCACUUACUCCCCCCUGCCCAAAUCCUUGGCAUACAGAGUGGUCAGGGGACAGCAAGGGGACAGCUGAAAUACCUGCGGGGGAUGGAAAGUAAAGGUGUGGGAAGGGGAGAGAGCACUACAGAGCCCAGCAGAACCUUGCAGCCUACAGCUGAAGUUUCUGCAAGCACUGAAGAUGGUGCCCCAGAGCCUGUCCUGGUGGAAGGAACAGCCUCAAAUCUUGGCAUCACUAAUUCCCUCCAGAAAUCACCUUCUGGACUUCAGGAUCCAGGAGGGCACCAGGAAAAACUGAGCUCAGUGGCCCCCUGCAUGGAGAGCAGGGAGGCCCUGGCUAAUGACCAGGCAGGUGUGCUACCCUUGUGCAGCACAGAGUGUGCUUGCAGCAAGAUCCCUGAUGUGGAGGAGCUCUCUCUGCUCGAUCCAUUCCCACGGUACAUGAAGUCCUGCCAGGACCUAAUUGUCCCAGAGAAAUGUUCUUGCACAGACAAACUGCAUGGGAAAGACUCUGCUUCAGCAGCUGGUAAUGCUUCUCCAAUGGUUUUUCCAGGCAGGAGGAGUGCAGAGACCUCUGACUCUUGUUCCCAGUUACUGAGAGGUGGUGUGGCUUCCCCUGGCAGCGGCAGAUGUGAAACUCAGGCCAGCCACAGCCAGGGCCAGCAGCUUGAUGCUUGUACCAAGGAUAUCAUGGAUGCAGUAAUGGAAGAUUCUCAAGAGAAGCUGGGCUCCUUGUUUCCACCUCCACCUCAGGGACAAUCCAGUACAAAGUCUCUCAAGGAUGACCCAAGUCGACUCUCCCAACAAGUUAGAGAAGAAGGAUGGAGUCUGCGAACCUCUGAGAGCCUUACACUGGCUGAAGUCUACCUCAUGAUGGGCAAACCGAACAAGCUGCAGCUGGAAUAUGACUGGUUGGCUGUCUUGGAGCCAGAAACCCAGCAUGCUAGAGAGCAGACAUCUGAGUCCAGUGCUGUCCCUGCAUGUCCUACCUUUCACAAGCAGAGGCUCUUGAAUUGCCUUCUGAGACUCAUCUCUACUGAAGUCAAUCCCAAACCAAUGCCUGAGAUGAGCUCCAUUGCCACAUCACCUAUAAAGCCUGCUCAGGAGGAGCAAUCCCUGACUCCCCCGGGAAAGGUGAUUGCCAGCAACACCAGGAGUCCAGGCUGUGCACGGAAUCAGUCUGCCCUUCGUAACAAGACCUUUUCUCCGGGUGCUGCUUCCAGCUCCUCAGGUUUGAGAAGCCUCCCUAGACCUCUCUUGGUGGCUAGUCCUUCAAGUUCUGGGAGCACAGAGGCUGACAGUGGACUGUUUGCAGUCCCUACAACCCUGCCCCCCAACAGCCGGCAUGGGAAACUGUUCCUGCCCAGCAAGGAAGCAGAGCUGACCUUCCGGCAGCAUCUGGACACCAUCAGUAUGCAGUCGGACUUCUUCCUUCCAAAGCCCAGGAAGUUACGGAACAGGCACUUACGGAAGCCACUGGUAGUACAGAGAACACUGCUCCCCAGACCAUCUGGAAAUCCAUCCCAGCAUGUCUGUUCCUUUUCUAUCUUGUCCAACUCAUCCAUUACAGGGAGAGGUUCAUUUCGGCCAAUCCAGUCCUCACUGACUAAAGCUGCUGUUUCUCGUCCAAUUGUGCCCAAAGUUCUUCCAACACAGGCCACCAACCAUCUGUCUAGUGCUAUUGACUUGGCAGCUAAAAGUGCUGGCAUUAUCCCUGGUAGUCCCAUGCCUGUCCUGGAUGCAGAUGGCUUGCCAGGUGUGUCUCCAUUGUCACCGGAUGCAGUGCCCCCAGUAGUGACAGGGCAGGAGCCAGCAGCAGCACAUCAGAACGGAGGCUCCAUCAGCACUGUGGAGGGCUCAGGCCCAGGGUGCCGGGUGCCAUACAUCAGCCUGCCAACCCGGCCCGAGCAGGAUGGCUUCCAGGGUACAUCAGUCCUUUCUCUACCAGAACUGGCCAAGACUUCUCUCCAGAAUGGUCUGUCCACCCCUCCACUUCCCUCAUCAGAAACUUCCAGUACUCGGCUCUCUCCUCCGAAUGUUUCUGCUCUCUUGGAUAUUUCUCUGCCUGGACCACCUGAAGAUGUGCUUUCCCAAGGCGAACCUGCCACUCAGAUCAGUGAUUCCAUCAUUGAAAUAGCCAUUAGCUCUGGCCAAUACAAUGAAGGUGUUUCUCUCUCUCCUGCAAAGCUGAAUGGCAGUGACAGCUCCAAAAGUCUUCCGUCCCCAUCCAGUAGUCCUCAGCAGAACUGGAUUGCGUCUCCCACCCAUGAUCCCCAGUGGUACCCCAAUGACUCCACAGACUCCUCCCUCAGCAGCUUGUUCUCAAGUUUCAUCUCCCCAGAGAAGGGACGAAAAAUGUUACCAACUCCAGCUGGGAACACCAGUGGCACCUCCUUACUGGGACCCAGCCUGCUGGAUGGAAACUCACGGGACUCCUUUGUGUCGCGGUCCCUGGCAGAUGUCGCAGAGGUGGUGGAUUCCCAGCUGGCUUGCAUGAUGAAUGAGAACAGCAUAGAUUACAUAUCUCGGUUUAAUGACCUUGCCCAGGAACUGUCGAUACCUGAGCCCACUCGCAGGGAGAUCCUAUUUGAUGGAGGAAGUGGUGGUCCCCCGACUGGGGAUCUGUCACAGUAAGGGAAUGACCAGCAGGCUGAUACAGACUGUUCAGCUAAGUUGGAGCUUGCAGAGCUGGAACUUAUCGAGGGCAGCAGCAGAAUCUGAGUUAUCCCUGUUCUGUGUGCUUCUUUGUAACAGAGAAGCACUGGUUUCAAAGGUCUCAAGAAGUACUUGCAAGUCCUGGAAUGUGCAAUAUGCUGGCAACACCAGAACAUGGAAUAACAUUACAGGAGAUAGUGUGUCCCUGCAUCGGUGGUGUAAGAUUGCAGGUUUGUGGGACAGUCCUGGACUUGUACUUUGGAAUAGCCUAAGCAAGCAGCUCAAGUAGGGAUGGGAUUGCCACAAGCUCCUGUUUAUGAAUUAUUGUUUGUGUAGUGAUCAAAAUGCCAUGCUUUUGGAUCCCCAUGAAAGUUGUGGAAGAUGAAGUGUAGGUGUGGGUAGGGGAACUAUUGUGUAUCUUGACAUGUCCUAGUUGGCAGUCUUCUUACCAUUCAGUCAAACUGAAGUUCUUGCACUCUGUCCAGGACACUGCCACUCCUUCAUGCUGUGUUCUUACAGACUACUCUGUUCCUUUGUCUCUUUGACCAUUCCAGCGGCGCUCACACCUGCUUGCUUGUUUGGUAGGGGAGCUCUGAUCCGCCCUCCUCCCAUGCUGCUUGGAUCCCCUACUUUUAAACCCCAUCACAUCACAAUCAUCAUCACCCUGACUGCACUCAUAUUCUUAACCUUUGAGGUUCUUCAGCACAUUGCACAGUUCACUCUGUGAGUGGGAGAGUGCUUUAUUGCUCUCCCUGAAGAACAGUUGCUUUUUAGGUCUAGAAACAUGGCAAAAGAGCGUACACUAGGAAAACUGUGUCAUAAUUAGUCUUGGCUUUGCUGGAAACAUAAAUAUUGUCAUCGUCACAAAACCUCAGGAUUUACCUGGGAGAGGAAAUAGGAAAGAAUAUUGUAAUGUGUAGGAACAAAUACUAGGUUAACACUAAAGCAGUUGAGAUUGGUUUUAUGUUAUGAAGAGAAGUCUCAAGUCCUAGCUUAAUCCCUUAGUCCUUCCCUACUUCCUCUUUCUUCUGUGAGCUCCAGAUGCUCUGUAGUACCUCACCAUCAUUCUUCAUUACAGUCACUCCCAGGCAUGAGUGGGUCUGGCACUCCCUCUCUGAAAUUUCUGUGCAUUUAAUGUUGUGUUUUCCUCUAGGAAAAACCCAGAUACUGAUUCCAGUGGCUUCAACAGGAUAGCAAAUUAAUAGUUAAUCCAUAGUUAAUUUCUGGAGAGCUGGUUGUCCAUCAAUUCUAGCUUUAUAACUCAGGCGACUUUUCUUCCCUUUCCUUUCUUCUUUCCUUUCCUGUCCUGUUGUGCCCCUUUUGUAAGCACUUGUCCUUUUCUCCGGUUAGAGGAUGUUCCUUGGCUGGUAUGAGUAGCUCUAAACUUUUCCAAGGGGCUGUUCCUAUAUACAUCUCAACUUUGUAUUAAUAAUGAAUAAAGAAACCUUCUCCAUCCCAUAGGCUGUUAUCAUGGGUUCAUUUCCCAACUUGCACUAUACUUGGUGGAUGUAGUUUUGCCUGCCUUUAGCUACUUGUAGGAGGCAUUUCUUUGACUGGGAGUCUAUUGUACCUUGCUCACAAUGCACUGACACUGUUUGCUGUUUGCCCAGUUCCUACACUCUGCUUUAGGCUGAUGAUUUUUAGCCUCUAGGGAGUUGGCCUUGUGUUUUCUGUAUUAGGAGAAAAUUGAACAAGUUUUCUGAUGCACACAGAGCCUAGUUUGAGAAUUCUGACAGAAUUGUCAGGAAAUCACAUAAAUCUGGAGUAGGAAAAGUUGAAGGCUAUCACAGAAAUGAAUGCUGGGGCCUGUUUUGUUCUGAGCAUUCCCCCUUGGUAUGGAGAAGACACCUGUUAAUCUCAAGAGUCAUGCCCACUAAAACUUUUCAGUUUUACUUA
Vidua macroura (Pin-tailed whydah) is the source of this 6316-nucleotide messenger RNA. RefSeq names its product cramped chromatin regulator homolog 1 (gene CRAMP1). NCBI's taxonomy places the organism in Eukaryota, Metazoa, Chordata, Aves, Passeriformes, Viduidae. The record is from RefSeq and is a predicted model, not a curated record. Bases 353 to 4399 code for a protein of 1348 amino acids. Gene Ontology annotation, molecular function: chromatin binding. Gene Ontology annotation, cellular component: nucleus. The transcript has 22 exons. Gene Ontology annotation, biological process: pattern specification process.